CAAUGAUGGCGGGGUAUUAUGAAACGUGAAUUCAUCGCUAAGCUUAAAAAAAUUGCAAGCCUUGUGAAAAGACGACUAACAGCUUUUGAUUACAAUUCUUAGAGGAGCUCCAGAAUUUGGUUGCUUCUAAUUACUUGCGCCCACUGAGUUACAAAGCUGAAUAAAGAAGGAUGACACAAAGGGCUCACUGCCACACAAGUACCCGAGGACACAAAAGACGUUCUAUUGAGCUGCGGACUCAAUCAUUGACUCAUGGUUUUGAAGCAAUGGCUUUGGAAACUCCCCCUGUACACAAAAGACGAAAGACUGGCAGAUUUAAUCAGCUGCCAAUACAGGAUUUCCCAGAGCCUCAAGUCUACACACCAGGGCAAUUAAAGUUGUCAAUUUACAGAACAAGAAGACAUUUAAUGGUUAAUAUUAUCAAAGCAAGGGGUAUUUCUCACAUACCAGGGUACACUGAUGGUUGUUAUGUCACAGUUGUCAUAGUUGCACCUCAUGGUAAAAAAGACAGCAUGGCGACGAGAGUUGUCACUGACGCGACUCCCCAUUUCCAGGAAAUAUUUCCUCUAAGUUUUCUUCAUCUUGAUCUACUUGACAGAAUAGUUAUUUCUCUCUAUCGACAGAGCAGUACAUUAAAUGAUUUGAUGGGUUGCAUGUCAUUUGGUGCAAAGCAUCUGAUAAAAGGAACAAAGUUGAUAGAUGGUUGGUAUUAUUUACUGAAUCAAGAAUUAGGUGUGAAGAAACAUUUAGGAGUUCCUUACAAGAGACCUAAACUCAGUAAAGAAGUAAAAAAGAAACAGCAACCAGUCAGAAUCAUUAAAAAAGUGAUGACAGUUGUACAAGGCAAACACGGUUAUGGUUUUACUAUAUUGGAUACUACACCUGUCAGAGUUGGCAAAGUAGAUUCAGGUGGUCCAUCAGAGAAAGUAGGAUUACAGAUGGGUGAUGUCAUCAUUAGGAUCAACAAACAUCACGUUGAAAGAUCUCCAUGUACAGAUAUCAUUGGAAUUGUCAAGAAUGCUCCUGGGCAUGUACGACUGGUGAUAGAAAGACGUGCAAAAACAGUUAUAAGAAGACUAUCAGAAGAUGUUGAAAGAAGACCACUUAAUACAUUAAUGUCUUCCAAUAGAUGCCAUAAUCAGAAAGAAUAUGCCAAACAACUGUGUGGUGAAACAGAGUACACUCAACACCUGUGUCCUGACACUGAUUACGCUAGACAUCUCAGAUAUGAUACACCUGAUAGUUUAUAUAGAAGUAGUACUUGUAGCAGUACUAUAAGUGGAACACCAUCAGAAGAUGAUAUGAUGACAGGCCAGGUCCAGAUUACAGUAGUAUGUAACUAUCACAUGCAACAACUAGAGCUUAGAUUAGCUGCAUAUUCGUCACCCGCACAGAAGACCAAGCAGGAAUUGAUGACACUAGGAGACAUUUAUUUAGCAGUGUUAGAUGGAUUCAUAUCAUCAUAUGCCGUCUAUCAAUCAUGUCUUAGAAUGGCAGAAGAAAACUUGGCGGUGAAAUUACAAGUGCCAGUUUGGUCUGAUGAUGAAUACUUCAACACAGUGAGAGGGUUUAUGUAUCGACCCAGUGAGUAUCUUGAUAAAUUAUGUCAGCUAUUACAAAUGCUGUGGACCAGUACGCCAACUGAACACCCAGACCAUGAAAACUUCAAACAUGUGUUAAAUGGGUCAGUUCACAUAUAUUUUACUGACACUAGGCAAUUCCGAUUAGCAGAGUUAGGUAGACGGUAUGUUUUUGCUGGAACAUUACACAACAUUAAUCAGACUAACCGUGACAGAAGUAAAAAGCUAUGGGCUAUCAUGUGCACUGAUUUAUUACUACUCACUAAAAAACAAGAUGAUGAUUCUUUCUUGAUUGUGGAUAAGUUGUUACUUAAUUCAUUGUUUGUGCAAGAUAUUGAGUCUAGUCCAAAUGAUUUUAUAGUUACUGUGGUAACCAAUAUUAAGCAGAAAGAGAACAAAGUUCUUCGAGCUCCAACAGAACAUCUAAAGAAAACGUGGAAGAAAUUACUAAACAAGCAUUCUAGUGGAAUAUACUUGAUGACCUUUGACGGGAGUGUUAAGGAGAUUCAUAUAGGAGACAGAAAAGAAACCAAGAAGGGGAUAUCUCGACCGUUCUUGGGAAGACGAAAAAUCAGCAGUCCUGACUUGCCAUCUACAGCUAAGACUGCCUCGCUGUUGAGUCGCAAAGUUAGCAGUCCAGAAAUCAAAAUAACUUCAUUUGACAAUGAUGACAGUCAACUUAAUAGAAAUGCUGUAAUCACAGAGGAAUUAUCCGACGACACAGGCAUCAUGAUGAAUAGUAGUAAAAACAGAAGCAAACUAGCAGUGGAAUUAUAUAAAAAAUCCCCCUCAUGUGAGGACUGUUCUAAAUCAGAGUCUACACAGAAUAGCUUGGAGCAGUUAACCACAGCGUCAGCUCCAGGUAGUCCAUUAUUUCACAUUAGUCGUAGUUGGAACUCAUUGACUCCAACAGGUACUGUAUCAGGGGGAUACCCAUGCAAAUCAAACGAAGAUUGUGCCAAGACCAGUAAAGACACAUCCAGUACUAAGGCAAAACCUAAACGAAAAAACAUUUUUCAACUUUUCACGGGUGAUAAUAAAAACAAGGACGAGAUUGAUGGACAUGAUGCCCCCCCACAUGCAUUAUUUUUAAAAGAACCUGUGGAGGGGAAAAGUCAGGAAACCACAUCACCUCGGAGGACAAUAACUCGCAUGCGGUCACGGUCGGUUGGAUCAGAAGAUGAGGCAAUUGAAGAAGAACUUGAAGACCCUGGUUCAGGAUCUGAUUCACCAACAGAUGAUGCAUUGCAGCUCCCUUCAUUUAAUACAGACAAUGAUAAACGCAAGAGAAAAAAAAAUUUAGCAAAAGAUAUGAAAGAGAAACUACGGUUUCUAAGGAGGCGCCACACUGACGGGUGUAUUAAAGAUGCAGAGAAACUCAAAACACUACGACCUUCUUAUGCACAAGCCAUUAAAUGGAGCGAAUCAUUUGACAGUCUGCUGGCAGAUAAAUAUGGCUUGGCUUCAUUUCGUGCAUUUCUUAAAACUGAGUUCAGCGAUGAAAAUAUAGAGUUCUGGUUGGCUUGUGAGGAUUACAAGAAAGUAAGACCCUCAAAGUGGUCGUCCAGAGCACAGAGAAUUUACAAUGAUUAUGUUGCAAUCCAAGCACCUAGAGAGGUGAAUCUAGACUCUCAUAGUCGACUUGCUACUGUCUCAAAUCUCAGUAACCCUACAAAGCAUGCUUUUGACCUGGCACAGAAACGCAUUCAGUCGUUGAUGGAGAAAGAUUCAUAUCCACGGUUCUUACGAUCAGAAUUCUACCAGUCGCUCAUCAAUGACAAAAAACAAGUCAGCAAUUGUUAAAAUUGCCCAGUUGCUCUUCUGAUAUAUGUCGUCCAUCCCUCUGAAGCAAUUUCUAUGAUGACCAAAUAUGGUGUUGGCUAUUUAUUUCUUUGUCA
Saccoglossus kowalevskii is the source of this 3478-nucleotide messenger RNA. RefSeq lists its product as uncharacterized. The record is from RefSeq and is a predicted model, not a curated record. Lineage: Eukaryota; Metazoa; Hemichordata; Enteropneusta; Harrimaniidae.